Molecule: messenger RNA, 2077 nt
Organism: Bacillus rossius redtenbacheri
Lineage: Eukaryota; Metazoa; Arthropoda; Insecta; Phasmatodea; Bacillidae
Exons: 5
Coding region: 1-609 (202 amino acids)
Source: RefSeq, a predicted model, not a curated record
AUGAGCACACCGGACCCGGUGGGCGUCUACGGCCCGCGAUAUAGCGAGCUGUCCCCCGGGUCCCGGCUCCAGACCUCGACGGACAGCUGGCCCGCCGCUCCUGCUGAAGCUCCAAGUCCAGGGACGAUGUCUCCAGGCGCCGGCUGUCUCCUCCUUCUGGCGGUGCUGGUCUCGACCACGGAGUGCAGGCCCUACUCCUUCCUGGACCUCUUAUUCCCGUCGCAGAGCUACAACGGGCCUCGGCAGACCAGGGGGCAGGCCUCCACGGACUACGGCACGAGGCAGUCCUAUACUGACUACGGCGCCAGGCAGUCAUACACGGACUACGGCACGAGGCAGUCCUACACGGACUACGGCGCCAGGCAGCCACGACAGACAUACGGCAGCUCUGCGAGCCAGCUCAUAGACAGCAUCUUCCAGGUGCCCAUCCAGACGCUGGGCUCGGUGGGGCAGCUGGUGAAGGCCACGGCCGAGCUGCCCUCCCUCCAGAGGCGCCGCGAGCAGAGGCUGGAGUCCCGGCGCAGACCGCGGAACCGCGACUUCCUGAGCCCCGCGGCGCAGACCGCCGACCUGCCCGUCGCGGCCGACGGCUCCAGCUACAAGAUAUGAGCCGCGGCUCAUGAGUCACUGCGAGGCGCUACAAGAUAUGAGCCCCGGCUCAUGACGGACUGCGAGGCGCCGUGCUGGUCCUUCCACUAUCCCAGGGAGAUGAGACACUUAUUAAGUAAACAGAUUCUCCAAUUCUUCUAGAGACCUGCAGCAUGUGUGUUCUUUGAAUAUGCAUGGAGUUUUAAGACGAAAACAAAUUUCGAAAUACAAUAAAAAUUAUUGUAUUCCCUAAUUAAAAAUUACGUCUUCAAAAUAAAUGUUAUUUAGGAGAAAAAAAUACGUAAAGUUAGAAAAAUAUGGUAGUCAUUCUACUAAUAAAACAAGAAAACCUAAUCUAUUUUGAUUAAAUAAUUAAUGAAAUAGAACAUGACACGGGCGAGUGCAGUGGUAGAGUGCAGAGCGCAGGUAGAGGACAUGCCCGUGGCAGCGCCGUGAGCUUGUAGAGCCGUGACGUCACGUGAAGAGCCCCAUGCGCGCCCAGAGGUAGCUAGAGGCAUCGCUAACAUUCCAGCGCCGGGACUACUUGCUGGUCACAGGACUGGCGCAGAGCCUCUCUUUCCCUGAUAGUCAGGCAACUGGAAAUACUUGCGUGUACGGCGGGUGGUAUGCAUUCAGGGGUUACCAUGUUACAAAUUCGGGAAGAACGAUUAGUGUAGUGGGCUGCAAAUUUUCACCCGCAACAAAGUUUAUAUAUUUACGCGUCUGGAAAGUGCAGUAUUUUAUAAUUUAUUAUUUCUGUUUUACAAUUUUUUUUAUUUUAAAUAUCAACCAAAAUUUAAUGACUUAUUGGAUUUCAAAACCAAUAAUAAAAUAAAAAUUAGUAUUCAUCAGCUGUCUAAACUAAAAAGAAUGUUUAAAAAGUUACAUCUGGAAAGAUUCCUUUUAUUCGUGUGAGGCGUGAUGUGUACAAUUUCAAGGUAGCCUUUACUAACUAUAUCUUGUAAACUAGCUGACAAACAAUUUUUUCUUGAAUCUUACGAGAGAAAAAAAAUGUAUUGCAUUUUUCAAUACAUUAAAGAUCCAGUUAACAAGAUAUUUAUAUUUUGUGUUUCCAUUGUUAUUAAAAGCAACACUUAAAACUUCAUACUGCUCCAGAUCUUUUAAAUUUAAUGGCAAAUCUUUUAGAACCGCCCUCCUUGUCUCUGCAAGUUCCUACAGCUCUGGCCCCACCUGCUCGUGCGCAUAGCUUUAGAAGAAACAAUGUGAUUGGAAAACUGUUCAAGGUAUCCGAGCUGUGUCUACUUACGAAAAGCAUUUAAGAGUUCUUGAUAUAAGCUUUUGGACAUACGCCAUUGCUAAUCACUUUUUCUGUAGAAGAAAACUAAAAAAUACCCAAAAGACAAAGACACAAAUUAAGCAAAAAAUGGCUGUUGCCAACAGGAUAUAAACACCACAUAAUAUUCCAUAACAGGAAUAUGGUCAACAAAGAAAAACAAAGAAAAAUGGACUAAGAGAACGAAAAAAAAAA